AUGACGCCCAGGCUGAGUGAGCAGAGAACGCAGUCUGAGCAUUACUUCCCCGGUGACAUCUUCAAGGAGGCCCUGUCCACAGUACAGAGCCAGCGCCUAGCACGGUGCCUGGCUGAGGCUCUCAGUGAUAUAGUGGGGCUGUAUGACUCGGCUAAUGACAGCAGUCAGCUGGCCUCAGGGAUUCUGACCCGGGUCACCCAGAAAUCGAUCACGGUGGCCUUUGAUGAGUCUCCUGAUUUCCAGUUGAGCUUGGACCAAGACGGUUCGUACAGACUGCUCAAACUUGCCAACGACGUCACUUACAAGCGACUGAAAAGAGCUCUGCUUGCCCUGAAGAAGUACCAUUCAGGCCCCGCGUCCACCCUCAUAGAGGUCCUCUUCGGGGAAUCCGCCCCCGGUCCCGCUGUUGAAACACGCCCGCUGACCUUCUACAACAGCUCCCUGGACGCCUCCCAGAAGGAAGCGGUGUCGUUCGCGCUGGCCCAGAGGGAGCUCGCCAUCAUCCAUGGGCCCCCUGGCACCGGGAAGACCACCACCGUGGUGGAGAUAAUCCUUCAGGCUGUGAAGCAGGGCUCAAAGGUCCUGUGCUGCGCCCCCUCGAACGUCGCCGUGGACAACCUGGUGGAGCGCCUGGCCCGCUGUGAGCAGAAGGUCCUGCGCCUGGGCCACCCGGCCCGCCUGCUCGACUCCAUCCAGCAGCACUCCCUGGAUGCGGUGUUGGCGCGGAGCGACAGCGCCCACAUCGUUGCAGACGUCAGGAGGGACAUCGACGAGCUCUCUAUGAAGAACAAGAAGGCCCAGGAGAAGGGCGAGAGGAGUCAUCUUCGAAACGAGAUCAGGCAGUUGAGGAAGGAGCUGAGGGAGCGGGAGGAAGCCGCCAUGCUCGAGAGCCUCACGUCGGCCCACGUGGUCCUCGCCACCAACACCGGUGCCUCUCCCGAUGGCCCUUUGAAGCUGCUGCCCGAGAGCUACUUUGACGUGGUGGUCAUCGACGAGUGCGCCCAGGCCCUGGAAGCGAGCUGCUGGAUCGCCCUGCUGAAGGCCAGGAAGUGCAUCCUGGCUGGGGACCACAGGCAGCUGCCCCCCACCGUGGUCUCACACAAGGACCUGCCGGGAGUGGCUGCCACCGAGGAGACGGGGGCGCCCCUGGUGCUCAUCGACACGGCCGGCUGCGGGCUGUGCGAACUGGACGGGGAGGAGGAGCAGUCAAGAGGGAACCCAGGUGAGGUCCGCCUUGUCAGCCUGCACGUCCAGGCCCUGGUGGACGCCGGUGUCCCCGCCCGUGACAUUGCCGUCAUCACACCCUACAACCUCCAGGUGGAGCUGCUCCGGCAGAGCCUGGCCCACAGGUACCCUGAGCUGGAAGUGAGGUCCGUCGAUGGUUUCCAGGGUCGGGAGAAGGAGGCCGUGAUCCUGUCCUUUGUCAGAUCCAACAGGAAAGGUGAAGUGGGCUUUCUUGCUGAAGACCGGCGCAUCAACGUGGCGGUCACCCGGGCACGGCGCCACGUGGCAGUCGUCUGUGACUCACACACCGUCACCAACCAUGCCUUCCUGAAGACCCUGGUGGGCUACUUCAUGGAGCACGGGGAGGUGCACACGGCCUUUGAGUACCUCGACGACAUCGUGCCUGAGAACUACCCCCAUGGAGGCUCGCAGGGCCCCAGCAGCACGACGGCCCAGGGUGCCCCGGCCAGGAGGAGGCCCCCGGGCAGCGGGCAGCAGACGGGCGGCCGGGGGCCCCGAGCUGCCAGACCAGAGCGGAAGAAGCCAGACACUAAGCCUUUGGGCUCUGAAGCCCCCUCUCAGCUCAGCCGCAAUGGGGGUGGCCCGGGAGCGGCAGAGGGAGGAGGCGUCUCAGACCACUUCCGGGCCACAAUCUCUGCAUUUGUGGUGAGCGAGGAGACACGGCUGGAGUUUCCUGCCUCCCUGAGUGCCCGCGACAGGAUGUGGGUCCACCAGCUCGCCGCGGAGCUGGGGCUGCGGCACAGCAGCACCGGGGAGGGCCCAGGGCGGCGCGUGACCGUGAGCAAGAACACCGGCCCGGGCCUGUCACCCCCCAGCCCCGCACAGGCCGACCUUCCGCCCAGGUCAUCACAGGCUGAGGGCCCCCCCAGCCCCACGCGGGCGGAACAUCCCCCCAGUGAGCCGAGCAGCCGUAGCGGUCGUGCUGGGAACCCGCUGGACCUGAAGGCGCUGCACCUGGAACGGCUGCAGAGGGAGGCGGGUCGGCGGGAGCAGCUGGCCAAGGGGGCGCAGCCGGGCGCGGGGACUCGAAGGCCGUCGGAAAAGAAAAAACGGAGACAGGCCAAAGGACACACGGCGCCAGCUUUGCCCGAAGACGAGGACUUUGACGCCCUGGUUUCUGCUGCCGUUAAGGCUGACAACACCUGUGGCUUUGCCAAGUGCACGGCCAGCGUCGUGACCCUGGGCCAGCUCUGCCCGCACUGCAGCCGCCGGUACUGCCUGAGCCACCACCUGCCCGAGGUCCAUGGCUGUGGGGAGCGGGCGCGUGCCCACGCCCGGCAGAGGAUCAGCCGGGAGGGCGUGCUCACCGCCGGCAGUGGGACCAAGGACAGGGCCCUGGACCCAGCCAGGAGGGCCCAGCUGCAGAGGCGGCUGGACACGAAGCUGGACGCCUUGAGCAGCCAGAGGAAGAGCAAGAGGAAGGACAAGGAGACGUGA
Orycteropus afer afer is the source of this 2682-nucleotide messenger RNA. It is a transcript of the gene IGHMBP2, whose product is annotated as immunoglobulin mu DNA binding protein 2. Gene Ontology annotation, molecular function: DNA binding; zinc ion binding; 5'-3' DNA helicase activity. The coding region runs from base 1 to 2682 and encodes 893 amino acids. The transcript is spliced from 14 exons. NCBI's taxonomy places the organism in Eukaryota, Metazoa, Chordata, Mammalia, Tubulidentata, Orycteropodidae. The record is from RefSeq and is a predicted model, not a curated record.